CCCGGCCUCUUCUCUCCCCGUCAACCAACACCCACAAUGGCUCCGUUUUUUGAUUCUACAGCUCUCCAGGCCCUUAAGGAUGCGCUGACAUCCUCUCUCAUCUUAACGCCUGAUUCCGAGGGGUAUCAGGACAGUUUGCGACGAUGGUCCGAUACGGGUGUCAAGCCUGCGGGCGUUGUGGUUAUGCCAUCAGAAGUCGCAGAUGUUCAAACAGCCCUGCUCUGGGCCCAGAAACACCACAUCGAUCUCGCGAUUAAGGGCGGCGGACAUUCGGUUGCCGGUACCAGCUCGAGCCAGGACGGACUUGUCAUCGAUCUUUCUCACUUGAAAAGUGUUUCCGUCGACGCCGCGGCGAAGACAGUUACAGUACAGGGAGGGGCUACGUGGAAGGAAGUCGAUGAAGCUGCAUGGGAACACGGCCUCGCUGCCGUUGGAGGCACGGUCAAUCAUACGGGCGUCGGUGGACUGACACUGGGCGGCGGAUACGGCUGGCUGAGCGGGUUAUACGGUCUUACAAUUGACAAUCUAUUGUCUGCGCGUGUGGUGCUUGCUGAUGGUCGCUUGGUCACCACGUCCGAAUCCGAGAACCCGGACUUGCUGUGGGGGUUGAAAGGUGCGGGGUACAAUUUCGGCAUUGUCGUGGAGUUCACAUAUCAGGCACAUGAACAGAAGAAUCCUGUUUUCGCGGGUAUUAUUUCCUUCCCACCGGACAAGCUGGAGGUAGUCGUGGAGCAGCUCAAUGAGACGCUGCUGAGUCCUGAUCCUCGGGGUGGUAUUAUGUGCUUCUUGGCGCAACCCCCCGGUGCCCCAGUGCCGAUGAUCAAUGUCCUUUGCUACUACAACGGCACCAAAGAAGAGGGGGAGAAGCGAUAUGGUGGACUGCUGAAGCUGGGGCCAGUAGUUAACACCUUGGACAUGAUCCCAUACUCCCUGUUAAACAGUCUUCAAAAUCCGAUGGCGACAUAUGGCGGACGGAAAUCAUUCAAGGGGAUUUUCUACCAGCCGCCAAUGGAUCCCCAGUUUGUACGCACCAUCUUGACUGACCUGACUGCCAAGAUCCAAGAAGACGAGGACCUGAAGGCAUCUGCGUUGAUCCUGGAGUUCUUUGACAUGCGCAAAGUCUGCGAAGUUCCUUCGACGGCAACGGCGUUUGCAAGUCGGAAUAGCACCCAGAAUGGAAUCAUCUGCCUUCGCUGGUCUGAUUCCAGCAAGGAUGCCCAAAAUCGCGCCUGGGCGCGCGAGAUGCAGGCCCGAUGGAAGGAGCAACUCAAAACUCCUGACACCGACGUACCGCAGUACAUCAAUUAUGCUGAACCCGGUGACUCCGCCGUUUCCAACAUUUAUGGUGUCAAUCUGGGUAGACUGCAAGAUAUCAAGGCGAAAUAUGAUCCCACGAAUGUGUUCUACAAGAUGCAUCCGAUCGAAUGAAUGCACCAACCGCAUAGUUUGUCAAUAGUUACCAGUUGUACAUAUGCAUGGAACUUGUACAUAUCAAGUUUAUCCUGUUCAUACAGGGAGGUCUCGAAUUCCGUAUACCAAUCUGGAAUUCUGCUCUGCAAGGAGCUCACCUGAAAUACAAAUUGUGGUCCUUGUAUACGGUAUCCCCGGCGUAUCCUACUGGAAUGUCGAUGUCACAUUCCAUCAAACAUCAACACUAGGUAUAAAUUGUGGAAGCCACAACUGCGCGUGGGCUACUCAGCAUUGCGCCAAAAUUGACUGUGAUGAUGUAUGCCUCCCGAU
Molecule: messenger RNA, 1740 nt
Organism: Aspergillus ruber CBS 135680
Lineage: Eukaryota; Fungi; Ascomycota; Eurotiomycetes; Eurotiales; Aspergillaceae
Product: FAD-binding oxidoreductase
Exons: 3
Coding region: 37-1428 (463 amino acids)
Molecular function (GO): FAD binding; oxidoreductase activity
Source: RefSeq, a predicted model, not a curated record